GUGAAAAUCGUUUAAAGUAGAAAGAAAUAUAGAACAGAAGUGUCGCUAUUUUUAUGAACUCACUGGCAAAGUAGACUAGAAGAUUUGAACUUGACUGAUCUUAUGACGGCUUGAAAUAUUGCAGUUCUUCGGAGUUAAACAAAAUGGACACUGGAAAUGAUCUCUUACUGGUCAUCUCAUAAAAUGUAUGACAAAAUGGAAAUGAAGUAUAAUAUAGUUUAAAUUGUAUGAUUCAUUAUGUUUGAUAAAAUGGACGAUUGGACAUGACUUGGUACAAUCUGAUAGCAUCCCAUGUUUGAUCAAAAUGAAAACUAAGUUUUUAAAUUCUGUUAAAGAUCUGAAAUCAACAUUUAACAAAAUGGAUGCUAAAGGUAUCAAAGAUGAUCUCUGUUUAUAAGUAAAUUAGAAAGGCGUGUGUUUAUAUCAAAAUUGACAUGGAAAUUGAAAAUGGUAUGAUCUGUUAUCAGCUAAAAAGUGCCAGAAUCGAUCAGAUGCUCUAGGUUUGCUCUUUAUAGGUUUAAAGAUCAUCUCGGAUCAUAUCUUGGUAUCUCUUAAAUUACGAUGGCAUUAAGAUGCAAUAGAUGUCGUAUAGGAAGUGGUUAAUCUCCUUGACAUAUGAUCAGAUCAUCUUGAUGAAGUGUUAAUGAGCAUCAUGCAUAUCAAUCAACAAGCAGGGGAGUCUUUCACGAAACCAAUCGUCAGUGACUUUCACCAACAAGUUUGCUCUGAGCCAAUCAGAUGGGAGGAUUUGGGUAGCUUAUAACAACAGUCAGUGAAAAUCUCUCACUAUCUGUUUCGUGAAAAGCCUCCCAGAUCUGGAUUGGUCCUCAAGGAGAUCGGAGGCCUUGAUGUUUUUCAGUUUCCUUUUGAAAUAGUAAUCUUAUGUUUAUUAAAAUUGACUAAAUCUUGCAGCAUUACAUCACUCAGGUCACUGUGCCCCUUACCUCAUAUUUUUUAGUGACCUCUGCCUCGUGUCUUCAUUAGUUACAUACCACUUUUCUUCUGCUGGUGACAUAUACUUCCCUUUUUGAACAAUUACAUGUAUUAACUUACUCCCACUAACCCUCUGGGUACAUUGCCAAUUCGUCUAUUGCCAACUCGUCCACUCAUCACAUGGUCUACCGUUAUUUAAUCUAAUGCCAUUCCGUCCAUCAACAUUCCGUCUAACAACCAUUUGGUCCAAUCAUCACUUCAUCUAAUUACCAGUUCGUCUCUGACCAAUUCGUGUCAAAACCAGUUGUUCUAAUUUUAUUUUAUUUUCAUUAAUUCGCCCAAUGAACACUCAGUCCAAUUAGACUUUGUUUUUUUCUAUCUCAAUGAAACAACAAGUGUCAUAACCGUACAAAGUUAUUUUAAGCGACAUACUGCACUUGUUUUGAAUGUUCAUGUACUAAUGUUCAUGUACUUGCAUCAAAUAGAUUUGCAGUUACAUACAUGUAAUUUUGAACAGAGUAACACCAUGUUUAUGAAGACUUAAUCCUCUUUUCUACCUAAUUUUAUCCAUCUGCAUGUAGGAUCGUGAACAUGAACUGGCAUUGCAAAGACACACGGAACAACAGCAGAGGAUACUGAAAGAGAAAGAGGCAGAGAUGAUGAUGGCCAUCGAGGAGAGAGAACUUCAGAAAAUGGCCGCCGUCAGUGCACAGGAUAACCAGAAGGACGAGCUUCAGAGAAUUAUUGAUUCCAUGAAAUCUGAGAAGUUGGAGCAGGACUCGGCCCUGGAGCGGCUACAGGAGAAGUACAAGGUAGACACCAAGGGGCUCAGAGACAAGAUUGAAGACAUCGCAUCCAGGAGCAAGGCGGCCAUCGCCAAACUCAGGGCGCAACAGAGCGAGGGUACACAAGAACUCAACCAGAGACACGAGGAAGAGAUGGCCAAUAAGAUUCAAGAGCUUACGCAGGAGCAUCGGAACUACGUAGAGGAACUUAGACAACGGCACCAGGAAGCUUUAGAAGCUGCCAAUGUGGAAUCAGAAAAACUCUACAAGCAACAGAUGAAUGACUUGAAGCAGAAUCACGAGAAGGUCAUCCAGGAGAAGGUUGAUCAACUCCAGAGCCUGGUUGGAAAAGCUCAGGCAAUGAAGCAUAAGAUCCAGGAUCUGAAUGCACAGAAGCAUGAGAUGGAAGCUAAGAUAGGAGAACUUGGAACGAAGAUUGCUCAAGAAUCCGAUGGUCAUACCAAGCAACUAGAAGAAAAGGACAGAUCUUUGGAUAAGCUUGCCCAAGACCUGGCUGUAGUCAACCAAAAGAACGAGAGCUUAGAAGCAGAACUUGCUGCAAGGGGAAAGGAAAUUGAGUCUGGUAGAGCGGAACUAUCUGAAAAGUUGGAAUUGGAGCACAAAGCUAAGGAGGAAAGAGAUGUUGAGAUUGAGAAACUGCGACAAGAGGUGGAGGAAAUCAAGCAGAAAUCUGAUUCCUUGACGCGGGAGAUUGAAUCAAAGAAUGCGGAACAUGAGAAUAAGAUCAGGGAGUAUGAACAGAAGCUUACAUUCCAGGAGGAGAACCAUGAGAAGGAGCUGAGUAGGAGGUUGGAAGCCCUGGAGGUCCAAAAGAACAGUUCUGUUAAUGAAGUUUCUGCAGAACUUGGAAAGAAAUUGGAGGAGGCCAAUGAGUCGCUUGGGGCAAAGGAGAAGGUUAUUCAGGAUCUGCAGCUCCGGGAGAAGGAGCUUCAAACAGCUAUGGACUCGCUGAAGAAUAAACUGGAAGGAGACCUCAACUCUGCCAAUGAAAUGAUCCAACAAGAGCGACAGAGGCAUCAGGAAUUGGUUGGACAGCUUAGGAACAAUGCACAGGAGCUUGCAGAUAAUAAUAAGAAGUGCAGUGAGGAAAUCAAGGAGUUGGAGAAAACAGGAGCGGAGAAGGAUGCUGCCCUUGAGAAGUUGAAAGAAUCUAUAGGGUCAUUGACUCAGAAUGCAGAAGACAUUCAGAGACAGCUUGCAGAUAAUGUUGCAAAGGUACAAGAAGAGGUGAAAAAGGGAGAAGAAGCAGUAGUUAAGCUUCAAGGAGAGCUUGAUGGAUCAAGGGCAAUGCUUGAAGCUAAGGAAAAGGAGGCAAUUGAGACAAAAUCUACCUUUGAAAUUGCUUUGAAGGAGAAAGAUGAUGAAUUGAAUGCUUCAAAGGCAAAGACGGAUGAUAUCAAUGUGGAACUUGAAAACACAAGAAAAUCACUAGCCGAUGUAGAACUUAACUUUGCCAAAACAUCAGAGUCUAAUAUGAAUCUUGAAAAUAGAGUAAGAACUCUUGAGGAAUCCAUUGCCAGAAAGAAAGAAGAUCACCAGGAGGCGAUUGCCAAGAAGGAAAGUGAUUUUGAGGAAAGGUUGCAAACAGAGAGGGAGAACCAUGAGAAAGACGUGGCCAGGAGAGUAGAGGCUUGGGAAGCCCAAACUCAAAGCUCCGUUGGUGAAGUGGCGCAGGAGUUAGGAAGGAAACUUCAGGAGGCAAAUGAUACAAUAAGCCACCUUGAAAAUGACAUUGCGGAUUUGAAAGAAAAGGAACAGUCACUAGCAUCAUCACUUGAAGAAAAUCAAAGCAAGCAUGCAAAACUUGUGUCAGAUAUGGAAAAUAAGGAAGCUGACCUAAAGGUCAAGGUUGAACAGCUUCAGAAGCAGCAUGAAGACUCUGUGUCCCUACUGGAAAGCAAAGAAAAGGAAAUCAGCAGUAACAUUGCAGCAAUAAAAGAAAAGGAAGCUGAGUUGCAGGAGCGCAAGCUUCGGGAGAAUGAACUGCUUGCCCUGAUUGACAAUGCCAAGACUGAAGGACAGAGCCAGGUCGAGGUUGUUAGCAAGGAAGUUGAAAACUUGCAAAGACAGGUCUCUGAAAAGGAUAACCUGUUGCUUGAGAAAUCCCAAUGCCUGGAAACGGAGGUCAGUGCUAAGAAUAAGGAGAUUCUCUCGCUUCAUGAACAGAUGAAUGCCUUAACAGAAGAAAAGGCCGGAUUGGAACAAAAGGUAAUGGGAUUCUCAAAGAUGGAUGAAGAGAAAGCCCUUGAGGUUGAGAGUCUUCAGGCAACAGGACUUAGGAAGGAUGAGGAAAUAGGAACCCUCAAAGAUGCUUUACAGGACAGGAUUAGACAUGAUGAGAAAGUUGCCACCCAAGUGCAGGAGUUGAAUCAGCAAAACACCAUGCAAAAUGAUGUCUUGGAGUCAUUGCGCAAAGAACUCAGAGAAGCAGUGGAACAGAAGGACUCAGAGCUCCAAAAACUUACUGAGGACUUCAUGCAAAAAGAGCAGACUCUGAAAGAAAGCCAUGAAACACACGUUGUAGAGUUACAAGAACAGAAAGAAUUGGAGCUCAAAAAACUUACUGAGGAUUUCGCACAAAAAGAGCAGUCUCUGAAAGAAGGUCAUGAAACACACAUUGUAGAUUUACAAGAACAGAAAGACUCUGAGCUCAAAAAGCUUGCUGAUGAAUUCACACAAAAAGAGCAGUCUUUGAAAGACAGCCACAAAACACAUAUUGUGGAGUUUCAAGAGAAAGUGAAGACUAAGCUUGCCACCUUGCGCAAAGAACAGGCUGAAACUACCCAGGCCAAAAACGAGGAGAUUGAAAGAAUUAAAGGUGAAAUGGAGAGUGUCAGAUCAAGCAAUAUGGAAGAGAACGAAGAACUAAAAAGGAAAGCUGAACAGCAGUUGACAGAAGUUGAAGAAAAGCUUCAGGAGAAUUCAGACAAGAGCCAGAGGAGAGAGGCUGAACUUCAAGAGCAGCUUGGUGCCCAACAGACCCAACAUCAGGAGGAGGUUGAGCAUUUGAAGAGAGAUCAUGAAGCCAUGCUCCAGGAGAAGGAGACUUCGUUUCAGGAGCAGCUGUCGGGUCUCCUAAAGGAGAAGCAUAUUGGACUCGAAGAGGUUACCACACAAAUGCAAGCAACUCAUCAGGAACAGCUAGACAGGAUGAACAAUGAGAUUGAUGAGAAACAGAAGGAACUUGAACAAGUGAGGGAGGAAAGUGCAGCAAAAGAAGAAAAGCUGAAAGAACAGUCAGUUCAGAGGUUAAAGGAUCUCAAGGAACAAGCCAAAGCUAAGAUUUCCAAAGUAAUUGCAACUCACAAAGAGGAGGUAGAAUCUGUCAGGGAAGACCUAGAAAAACAAUUAGCUGCUGCUACCACAGAAUUGAGCUCUUUGCAAGAACAGAGGAAAGAUGAAGCUGAAAAACACAAUUUAGAGAGGACUGAACAAUCAGAUAAUACUGAAAAAUUAGAAAAACAAACUGCGGAAUUGCAAGAACAACUCUCUACCCUACAAGAAGAGUUAAAAUGUGCAACAAAUGCGCACUUAGAAGAAUCUAAAAAAUUGAGAGAGGAACAUGAAAGGCAAAUUAAAGAUAUGGAAGAGUCAGUUGCCAAACAAGUCCAAAUUGUGUCUGAAAAUGACAAGCACCAUGAGCAGAUCAUCCAUAAUCUUGAGAGUCAGCAUUCAGCAGAGAUGACUGCGAAGGACAAAGAACAGAAGAGCAAUCUCGAGCAGCUAGAGCAUCAACACUUUGAGAUGAUAGAAUCUAUGCAGAAGCAAUUCGAAGAGACAAUCCAGUCUGUGAAGACAGAAAAUGCUUCCCUCAAGGAACAGCUUGUUCUGUCUGAAGAAUACAAGUCGAAGGCCAAUGACCUGGUAGACAAUAACCUUGAUCUGCAAGUCAAGCUGAAGGCAUCUGAAGACCAAAUCCAGCUGAUGGAGCGUGAGAUGCAGGACUCUGCAACAUCCUCGAAGAAGCGGUUGAACGACCUGGAGGAGGAGAAGCGGGAAGUGGAGCGGUUACUGCAGCUCCGAGAGGAAGCAAUCACCCAGGGUGACAACAGGGUACAGGAGCUGGAGGACGAGAUCAGCACUCUCCAGACGACCGCUCAGUCCGACUCCAAGACCAAGCUGGCUGAACUGAAGAAGAAGGCAGAGGCCAAGUUGGUCCAGAUCAAAAACCAGUUCUCUCAGGAUCUGGCCAACCGGCAGAAGGAGAUGGAGGAGGCCAUGGACAUGAAGGAAGCAGACUUUUCUGAAGCUCUGAGAAGGAAGGAAAGCGAGGUGGAGGAGAUGAUGGCAAGGGCAGCCAGCUUGGACAGACAGAUGGUUGCCAUGGAAAUGACCAAUGAACAGACCGUUUCUAGUCUAAUGAAGGAGAUCGGCGAUCUCAGAGCUCAGAUGCACGAGGAAAGGGCUUCAGCUGACAUAAUGGUUGUAGAAGCCAGAGACCAGGUGCAGAUGGAGGUCACCCAGCAGGUGGAAUCCCAGAUCACGGCAGUCAGGGAGUCGCUGCAAGGGGCGGAGGUCCAGCAUAAGGAAGAGAUCGAGAGGAGGGGUAGAGAGAUGGAGGAGCUCAGGAAUAACUGCAAGGAGCUUGAGAUGAGGCUAGAAACAAUGAGUGAGGACCACAAAGCCGAAGUGAAAGAACUGACCCUGACACACGAGCGCAACCUGAGCACCCUGAAGAAGGAACAGGAGGAGUUCAUCACCAAGAAAGAAGAUGAACUUAACUCUAACCUCAAGAAGAUUCUUAGAGAGAUGAAUAUCAAGAUGGCGGAGAAGGAGAAAGACAUGGAGACGAUGAUGAAAGCGACAGUUGAUAAAGGCCAGUCAGUUGAAGAGAGGAUGGAGAAAGAACACAGACAGAUCACCAAUGAGCUGCAGGUCCAGCUGGAUGAACAGUCAGGAGAACUUGAGACAAUCAGUGAGAAAUAUGAAGAACAACUUAAUGCAAAGAAGGAGGAGAAGGAAAAGAUGCGAGCCGAGUACGACGAGCGGAUAUCGUCCAUGAACAUCGACCACCAGGCCGAGAUCAACGAGAUCGAGUUCCGUCUAGAACAUCAGGAAAGCCAGCAUCAGAACGAGCUAUCAGACCUUGAAGCAAGACUUAGGAAUGAGAUGGAGGAUGUAAAGGCUAAACAUCAAGAAGAGAUUGCCAUCAUGCAGCAGGGAAGUUUUCCUACUAGUCUUCAUUAUCUAGACCCUGUUUCUAUGUCACAGAGUGAUGGUGAAGGUUUAUCAAGUCAUGACUUAGAACUUCAAAACGUCACCUUACAGGCUGAACUACAGCAGUUGAGAGGAUUAUUAGCUGAAGUCAAACUCAAGGAAAAGAGAUUAGAAGCAGAGCUUAUAUCAUUACGAGGAGGAGGUGGAGGGGCUAAUAACAUGGUCAAGGCUGGUCCUGUCCUUGCUGAGCCAACUGAAAUUGAGUACCUGAAGAAAGUUCUCUAUGAGUAUAUGAUGGGCAGAGAAACUAAGACAAUGGCUAAAGUAAUAGCUGCAGUGGUCAAGUUUUCAAGAGAACAGACAGAGAAUAUCAUAGCAAAGGAAGAGCAAAAACAAGGGCUGGUCCCUGAACAUGUAUGUACUACUGUGAGCCAAAGACUCUCCCGCAACUAUGAUUUGGGCGGCUGGCUACCCAUUGACGGCCCCAUCCAUGGUCAAGAGGAAGGGCUCCUUGACCUACAGCUACCAGAUGCAGCAGCAUGCAGAGGGGGCGUGGCAGGAGCCUUACCUCCGGGGGGAGGAGCCGGGGCCACCGGAGGAGGCAUGGUCAGCGAAGGUGCGGUGGUGCUGAGACGGAAACGGUCGUCGCGGCGCAAGGGCGGCGUCUGGCGGGGCAGCGCGGUGCUGAGCACCGACAUCACCUCGUACUACAGCUGCCGGGAGCACAUCAUGCUGAUCGAAGAGAUGCGCAGGUACUCCCAGGUCAGCGAUUCCGGUAACGUCGAGGAAGAAGCAUUUCGGCUCCACUCCAAUGACUUCAUGUGAAUGUAGCCUUCGAUAUGAUCUGCCAUCGUCGAACACACUUCGGCCAGAAUUCACAAAGGAAGUUUAGCGGUCAAGACCAUAUGUCCAACCCUCUAUGUACAUGGGAUGCAUGUAUAUGGAACCUUCCUGAAUUGACUUAUUAAAAGGCAAUAUGUGCCUCUUUUGUCUCCGAUCCAAGCUCACUUCCAGAGCUGUAAAAACCCUUUGUGAAUUCUGGCCCUUCUGUUCUGCAUGUGUAUGAACAGCAGUAACCACCACACCAUGCCAGCUAGGUAACUGAAUGAUUCCAAAGCAAAUAUAGUCUUUAAUAGCCAUGCUUAGUCAAUGAAAUUAAUAGUCCUGCCAAUUUUCUUGUCAAAUUGAAGGGGGUAUUAAUAAGAUGCAGUUGAACAAAAUUGGUAGUAAAAUUGAAUACAUGUGAGUAAACUUGUAAGUUAUCAUUUUUGCCCAUUAUUGCAACUGCCUCACAUUGUGAGUGACUCGGAUACUCCAAAGAGAGUGGAGGAUUUGGGCAAUUUCAAUGAAAUCUGAUGAACAUUCGGAGAUAUUGUUCUUAAUAUCAUUACCGUAAUGUCAUUCAUUGAGGAAAGAUGAUCCCUGCAGUAAGAAGCUAUGACAAUACACUGUACUAUCUUAUUACAUAUUCUUCUCACCAAAUUGCUGCCAAUUUUCAAUAGUGGUCUCAUUUUCACACAUCCACGCCAUGUCUUUACGUUGUCCGAUUUCUUUAAAGACCCAGAUUGGAGCUGAAAGUGAAAUUGACAAAUGGGAACUUUAUGUACUAUUACAUCAGUUUUAUGCAUAUUCACCGCUUGACAGCCGAGUAUUUUGCGUAAGAAAACUCAAGUUUAACAGGUUUCAACAAUAGGCUUUCUUAUUCCCUUUACCGGCCUCAAGACCAUGUCGGUAAGAAGCACAAGAAAGCUUAUUUUCGAGGCACGAUAUAGGAACUAUUCUUAAGCACAAUACUCUGCUGGUAAGCAGUGAAAAUGCAUAAAGCUUGCAUUUGUGUGUAUUAAAUAUCUUACAAGCUUUUGAUUAGGAUAUGAUUUGUCACAUCACUUUUGUGGCUAGUCUGGGUGUUUAAGUUCGUACCAGUUUUGUCUGGUUCAUUUAGUUUUCACACAAGUAAGUUUUUAUCCAAAGAUGGAUACAUGGGAGAGUGUUUGUAAUAGUGAUCAUAGUGAUCAUCAUCAUCAUCGUCACUAUUGUUGUCAUCAUCAUCAAACAUUCAUUCAUAUGUUGAAAAGUCAGAAUAUAUUCCCCACAAAAAGUGAUAGCACAUACCCUCCCUCAGAAUUUUCCUGCUUUAUACAUCCUGUACAUGUUUAUCCAGAGCACUCCUGCCCCUGACUCCUCUCCUAUGGGAGGGGGGGGCAGGGGGUGUCAUUAUGCAGCUUGUAUCUUAACUUUUUUUCCACGUGUUAAUCUUGCACAACAUACACAUAUUACAUAGUGUGAAUGCAGCUAGUCAUGUUUAUUUUUCUCACAUUCUGAUAUAUACAUGUAAUUCAAAUUCCCUUUUCUUUUUUUUUUAUUAAUAAGAGUGUUUUCAUUUCUAAUGUUCAUAGUAAUAUUUUGCAAUGAUGCAUUGAAAAAAUAUAGAGUUUAUGACCCACACUUCAUUCAUAUUCCAUGUUCACUUUCUUGUAUAUUUUAUUCCAUUAGCACCUAUAAGUCUAAUCUAGUUUAUAAUUUUGCUUGUUAUUCUAAGUUUUAUUCUUUUAAUGAAUCAAUUCAUGGAUACAUGUUCUUAAAAUUGCAUCUUGGGCACUUUUUUUCUUUAUCCAUGUUGUAGAUGUUGUUAUUUUAUAUUUUCAUAUGAAUCUUGGUGAAACAGAAUUUCAAUAAGUUAAAAAAUUAUAUUUUUGUAACAGUUUCCUGUAGUGCCAAAUCCUGGAUAAAUUACUUACCAUGAAUAACAACUUUAUAUAUUGCUCAUUGCAAAAUACAGAUAAUGUAAUGAUAAAACAUUUAACUUCUACCACUAUUGCUCACUUAAAAGUAUUCAUUUAUUAGUUAUGAAAAUGUGCACAUAUUUACAUUUUAUACAGUAUGAUUUAUUGGAUGGUUUGUAGUUAUCAGAUGAAAUUAUAUUAAUAUUUUCUUUUUAAUAUAUUGCGUUUGAAAAAGAGACAUGUCACUUUAUUUAGUGUUGUAUCUUUACUUACAUUAUUUUGUAAAUACAUAGUCACUUCUUAGAAAUAUAUAUAUUGAUAUUUAUGUUAACAAUUUUAUAUCAUUUGCAGAAAUUGUAUUAGUGUUUCGUCAAUCCAAUCUUAUACAUUCCGCAUUCAAGAUGUCUUUUAAAGUGAAGCUAAUCAUUUCAAAAUUGGGAACAUGAUUAAAACAAUUAAAUCUCUGUUCAAAAUUUGAAUUGGCAAAUUUUUCAAUAAAAUCUGUUGAGUUUUGUUCAGAAUUGUUUUUUCUUAUUUGAUAUUUGCAAACUAUGUGGAAUUCGGUAGAAAUAGUUUAUUAUCAUUGCCAAUUUGAUGGGUGAAAAGAGAUUAAUUGAAACCUUAGAACAGUUGUUAUCAUGGGCUACCCAACCUGAACCCUAUAUUUCCUCAUAACAUUUUUAUUUAUGUGUUAUAUGGAACCAAUCUCAUGUAUAUCUAAAAGGAACAAAGUUUAUUUAUCUAAACAUUCUGAGCCCCCCCCCCCCCCCCACAUACACUCAUGCAUGCUUUUACUCCUGUAUGAAAUCUUUGAUACACUAAAAAUUCUAAGCAACUUGAUAGAAUCUUUCUGCUCUGGUAACAACAUCACAGGGCUGUUUUUAUUUAUUUAUUUUUUAUUUUUAAACCUCAAUUUAAUUAUCCAUAUUAUAUGAUUGUGAUGUACAUGGCUGAACUAAUAUCUGGCCAUUUACAAGGAACAAGGAAUUGAAAGUUGAAUUUGCCUUUGUCGCAAUAAACAAACAAGUUAUGACCAUAUGAAAACACCUACAUGUAUACUUUUCCGUACCUUUAUAUUUUUAUCUAACUUUCAAAUAUAAUAAUAUAAUCACUUCUUUGAAAUAUUCUUUCUAAAUAUGCUGUUUUGUUCUAUAUUUGUUUAUUUCAUAUUUGUUUUUGUUUUUUAAAGAAGGUAUAUGUAAAUGUUUAGAAUUUUCAGAUAUUUGAAUAUUCAUAAUGGAAGUUGGUGGUGUACUGUCUUGAAAUAUGAAUGUAUUCCUAAUGUAUUCAGUUUGACUAGCAUAACUUUUGAAUCCUAAGUAGUUAUGUGCCUAUGAAUUAACAGUAAUUCUAUGAAGAAAACAUCUUGAUAUCAGCCGACAUUUUUAGACAAGUAUGUCGAGAAUAAUUUUUUCAUUUGUAUUUUAGAUUGUGUAACUUCCAUUGAAAUUCUUUGGGAAUUUCUGCAUAUGUCAAAGUUAUAUUUUUUACAAUAAUCGGUGCAAUUCUUGUCUGAUAAUCUGGUAAUUGAUAUCUAGGAGAAGAAAUUAGAUUAUUGUUUGGAAAUGUGAAUGAUGGUAUUUUGGAUUAGCAUAUAAUAUUGAAAUUUUACACUGUUGGAUAUAAUAUCUUUAGUGGUAUAUUAUUUCAUUGAAAUGCACAGUACAUGAAGAUUUCAUUACAAAAUGCAUGUAUUCAAGAUGUUAUAGAUAUACAUGCAAGUUCUUAUAUUGUACAUGCAGUCCUCUAUGGGGUCAGUGAAAUUCAUUAGCAAUCAAUUUCUAAAUUGCAAUAUAUAACUAAAGACAUAUCAUAAAUGUUUUCUCAUGAAUGAUAAUUUCUAAAGAGGAAAAGGUCUGAACUCUUUCGUAGCUCUGUCGAGAAAUGUUCGCGUAUGGCUAUGAAGAAUACAAAUGGGCAAUUCCAUGAAAUAUGUACGUUCGACCCCCUAUAAGUGGGACCUUCAUGAAAAUUACUGUCUGUAAUUUCCUGUUCUUUUGACAGUCUGUAAUGUUCUCAAGGGUCCAUGACCUGGUCAGUCUAUGAAGUAAGGUAAGACUUUAGAAAAAUGGGAAGGGGGCGGACGUACAAAAGGUUGAUUAUUUUAUGGAAUUGCCCAAAUGUUUGCUGCUUGAAUGCAAUGUGGUUCCAUGUAUAUGUGUAGGCUUUGUUUUUUACAGUAAGAAAUCAGACUUAAAUACUGGAAGGAAGAAUUCAUUGAUUUAGAUUUGAUUGAUUUCCAUUUUUUACUUAAAGUGGUGUAAUGUCUUGUCAGAUUUUGUUAUUAAUGUUCUUAGUAAAAUCAGAGAAGGGAGACUGAGAGAGAGAGGGGGGAGAAGGAAAGAGAGAGAAGAGAAAAGGGGGAUAUAUAGAUUCAAUUCAAUCCUGACUUGAUCAUAAUUUGUUGAUCAUAUUAUUUGAUUGUUUUACAUCAUCAAUUGAAGUGUUUGUCCCUUUUCCUGAUUUAUAGCCCAUUUCGAAUCAUCUAUAUUUAUUGCUUUUACAUUUAAAUCAAUUCUUUUUAUUUUACUUUGUCUGUGAAAUUCAGAUCUUUAAUUAAGUGGUCAGAAGAGGAAUCAUAAUAAUUUAUUGCAAAGUUUAUGAAAAAACUUUAUUGUUAGUACAUGUGAUGGUGGUAGUGCUGUACCGAUAAAUUGUAAACUUGAAUGAAAUGAAUUCAUUGCCUAUAUGGGCAUGUUUUGUGGGAUGUAUGAGCGGUAAUCUGGUAUUAUGACAAUUAUUGAUUAAAUUGAAAGAAAUAAUACAAACAUUGAA
Molecule: messenger RNA, 12394 nt
Organism: Lytechinus pictus (painted urchin)
Lineage: Eukaryota; Metazoa; Echinodermata; Echinoidea; Temnopleuroida; Toxopneustidae
Product: myosin-9-like
Exons: 16
Coding region: 1590-7721 (2043 amino acids)
Biological process (GO): Golgi vesicle transport
Cellular component (GO): Golgi apparatus
Molecular function (GO): small GTPase binding
Source: RefSeq, a predicted model, not a curated record